AUGAUUCUUCGCAUAGCAAGCCUCCCCACGGCUCGCAGGCCAUGCCACGACCACAGCAGUCUUUCUCGUCUCUUCGUGCUCCCUGUGCGCGCAUCCCGCGGCGUGCAUGGAACGUCUGCAGCUCCUGCCUGGAAGCCCUCCAUGGCCCUGGAUGAAUGGGUGCAGCGUGAAGCUCGGCCUAUAAGCUUGCGCCAAUUGACCUUUUUCGGACGCACCCUGACCGAGUCUCGGUUGCUUGACAGCGCCAACUAUUGCCGUCUGGAGCUACCCACCAGAAUCGCCCAUCGUCUUCGUGACAUCCAGACGUUGCCCUACGUUGUCGUUGCCAACCCGCAUCUCGCCCAUGUCUACGAACUGUACCACCGAGCCUUCGAACGCUUCCGCCGCGUCAAGGAGAUCAGAACUUUGGAAGAGAAUGACAACUAUUGCAAUCUCCUCGAGGAAACGCUUGCCGAGCAUGCAACCGUCAUACCCCGGCUUGCAAUUGGAAUGUUGGAAGUCCAAGGCCUCAUGAAGCCCGAGGAAACCGACCGGUUCAUGAACACCAUGCUGAGAUCGCGCAUCUCCAGAAGGGUCAUUGCAGAGCAGCAUUUGGCCCUCACUGAUACUUUCAACUCCCCCUGGCAUUUCCCUCAUGCCCAGUCCGCUCACGACACCGAGGCAGUGGGUGAGAUAUUCUUGCGCUGCAAUGCCAGAGAGAUAGUGGAGCGCUGUGGGAAGACUACCCAGGAUCUGGUCAGGAAAGCCUACGGUCCGCAGGCAGCCAUACCUGAGAUCCGCAUCAACGGGCAUUUGGAUGCUACCUUUCCCUAUAUCCUGAGCCACCUAGAGUACAUCAUAGGUGAGCUUCUGCGCAACUCAAUCCAGGCUCUCAUCGAGCAGCGCCAAUGGAAAGACACGACGCCGCCUCCCAUUGAGGUCUUGAUCUGUGAGACUUCGCAACAUGUCAUCAUCCGCAUUUCAGACCAGGGCGGCGGCAUUCCCACCGAGAUCCUUCCCCACCUGUGGAGUUUCAGCAAGGGGCCCCGCCGCCAGAAGAGAAUCGAGAAUCUUGCCCGGGUGCCGAAACUCUUAGGCACGCUCCAAGAGCUGAAGGUCCCUGGUCAUCAGUCUCAUCAGCAUGCUCCAGCGCCCAACACGAAGACCAAAUAUGGCGACUCUCGCAACCACCAAGGCUCCUUGUCCUCGCUGGCAAGUCGUCCUCCCGACUUGCGGCUGGGCAUCGGCUUGCCUAUGUCCAGGAUUUAUUCAGAAUACUGGGCCGGUAGCCUGGAGAUUCACAGUCUGGAAGGAUUUGGCGUCGACGCGUUCUUGCAGAUCUCAAAAUUGGGCAACAAGAAUGAACGCCUCACAACCCGUGCGAUGAUGGAUGCUGUCUAA
Molecule: messenger RNA, 1380 nt
Organism: Westerdykella ornata
Lineage: Eukaryota; Fungi; Ascomycota; Dothideomycetes; Pleosporales; Sporormiaceae
Product: alpha-ketoacid dehydrogenase kinase
Exons: 4
Coding region: 1-1380 (459 amino acids)
Biological process (GO): protein phosphorylation; regulation of glucose metabolic process
Cellular component (GO): mitochondrion
Molecular function (GO): pyruvate dehydrogenase (acetyl-transferring) kinase activity
Source: RefSeq, a predicted model, not a curated record